AUUUAUGUCAUAUGAUCCGUAUAGGUGCAUCAGGAUGUGGAAAAUCAACAGUUAUUCAACUUUUAGAACGAUUCUAUGAUGUUACAAGUGGUCAACUACUUCUUGAUGGCAUUAAUAUUCGACAACUAAAUCUCCAUUGGGUUCGUUCUCAGCUUGGUCUUGUUAGUCAAGAACCAAUUUUAUUCGAUAUAACCAUAGCUGAAAAUAUAGCAUAUGGCUUAGAAAAUGUUCCAAUGGAUGAUAUUAUCAAUGCAGCACGUAAAGCUAAUAUUCACGGUUUUAUUGAGCAAUUGCCUCAGGGUUAUGAAACAAAAGUAGGGUUGAAAGGCUGUUUUCUAUCGGGUGGUGAGAAGCAACGUAUUGCUAUCGCUCGAGUUCUUGUUCGUCGACCUAAAAUAUUGCUCUUAGAUGAAGCUACAAGUGCGAUGGAUUCACAUAAUGAACAAAUUGUACAAGAAGCUCUUGAACAAGCUCAAAUAGAAGACCCUAGUCGAACAUCACUCAUUAUUGCUCAUCGUCUUUCAACUAUUCGUUCAUGCGAUUCAAUUUGUGUGCUUGAUAGAGGACAUAUUGUAGAGAGUGGCACUCAUACAGAAUUGACACAACUACGUGGAACUUAUUAUAAAAUGCUUGCUCAAAACAAUUUAUGA
This is a messenger RNA of Rotaria sordida, 650 nucleotides long. The record is from the annotation of a GenBank genome assembly. Lineage: Eukaryota; Metazoa; Rotifera; Eurotatoria; Philodinida; Philodinidae.